AUGCAACGAUCUUUGCUCCCAUUCAUAUUAGUUCCUUUGACUUUAUUAAGCUGGUUAAGAGCCUAUCUCAUAUAUCAUGAGGCGGUUGCCGGUCUUUAUGGUGUUCAAAUGGCGAACUAUUUAAAGAAUGAGUCGACCGAUUUGCCCACGUUUGAUAAUCUUACGAUUGAUCAUUAUCGUGGUAGAUCGCAUCAGAUAAUUGAUGAAUGGACAAUGUAUCAGAAUGCAUUACAAGAAUCUGGUGUUCUCAAUCGUACAAACUUUUGGUAUGAUAUGCGUGGAAAUCACGAUUGUUUUAAUGUGGGCUCUUGGGAUAGUGACCAAAACCUGUAUAGAUUAUACAGCGUUGUAAAAAAAAGAGGCUUUGAUUUUACGGUAGAAAAAACCUUUGGUCAAUAUAGAUUCGUUGGAAUUGAUGCAUGCCCAAAAUCUGGCCCUUCAAGACCUUAUAAUUUUUUUGGUUAUUACGAGAUCAGUGAUAUGGAUCGAUUAUCUGAAAAGUUAUUAGAUGCAUCCGUGAAGUCUAAUCAUACCUUCUUGCUCGCUCAUUAUCCUAAAGCUACAUUAUUAUAUGGAAGAACUUCUAAAGGCGAAACCUUUGAGGAUUUAUCAAAUCAUAUUAGCGUUUACAUGUGUGGCCAUUUGCAUAAACUUGCUCUUGGUCUUGGUGAUCACUUACAAAUAUAUCGACCUACCAAUUAUCUAGAAUUAGAACUAGGAGAUAUGAAAGUUAAUGCUAUGUAUCGUAUAUUAGCUAUUGAUCAUGAUUUAAUCAGCUUUAUUGAUGUUCAACUACCUCUACCCGAAAUUCCUCUAAAAACCCCUCCGUCACCCGCGGAAGGUUUUUCAGUUUUGCCUGAAAAAUUGCCAUAUCCACCGAUCAUAUUGAUUACUAAUCCUAAAGGAUCCGCAUACAAUACUAUUAAUAUCUUUUUGGAUGGAAAGGUACAUGAUCAAAAUGUGCACUAUAAAGGAAAUUCUAGAAAUGAUAAUGAAUAUUUACCUCUUUGGACGUCUCAAUGGGAUCCUUCGAAAUUUGAUGAUGGUAAAGAUCACGUAAUUGUUGUUAAAGCUCUUGAUAUUUCGGGUCAAGUAGGUGAGAGUAGGGUAAUAUUUCGUGUAGACGAUAAAAGGAGCCAUAUGAAUGGUGGCAUUAGUGAAUUUUUAAUAGGUCUAGAUUGGGCUGCAGUGGCUCGAUCUUUCUUUAUGAUUUGUCAUGUAACACUUACAGUUUACAUGCUUGCUACGAAAUUAUACGUUACUUAUAAUCCAAAUCAUCCUUUGAUUACUUCAUUUCAUACUUACGAAAAAACAUUUACUCAAUCCUACUUUCGUAAAACUUUCUUAUUGGUUUCUCAACCAAUUUUCUUUUAUACCCUCUAUCUUUAUCUCCUUGCGAUCAUAACAAUGCCAUUGUUUAUAGGUAACAUGGUGUCGUCAUCACAAGGUGGUUAUGGCUUGUUUUGGCUAUACGGCAUCCAAUUUUUCCAUAAUUUAAGGUGGCUGCCAUUAGCCGAUACAUGGAGGCAUGGUGCAAUAGAUUUCGUCUUUUCAACUAUGACCGUUAUAAUAUGGUUUGUGAUUGUUACAGGUGAUAGGAGGUGGAGAACAAAAUGGCUAGUGUGGGGAAUUAUACUUUGGCUAUGGAGAGGAACAGAAUUAUAUAAACUGUCACAGAUAUAUGGACAUUUUGUCUUUUGGGCAAAUUUACAAACAUUCUGGUGGCUCUUUUGGGGUUGGUAUGGAAUCUCAAAAGGAAUAGUAAGCUAA
Molecule: messenger RNA, 1770 nt
Organism: Cetraspora pellucida
Lineage: Eukaryota; Fungi; Glomeromycota; Glomeromycetes; Diversisporales; Gigasporaceae
Source: the annotation of a GenBank genome assembly